Molecule: messenger RNA, 990 nt
Organism: Haemonchus placei
Lineage: Eukaryota; Metazoa; Nematoda; Chromadorea; Rhabditida; Trichostrongylidae
Source: the annotation of a GenBank genome assembly
AUGAUAGUUCUGUUUGCCAUUUUGGCCACUGCCCUGGCGGAUGUGCACCAUAUGCAACUCACCCGAGUAGGCAACUAUGACGGAGUCAAAUACUUGGCUGAUGUUAGCAUCGGCACACCGGCGCAGAAUUUCAAAGUUGUUCUGAGUACGACAUCGGCCAAUUUCUACGUAAACAGUGCUUACGGCAAGAACUUUUUCAACUCGACAGCUUCGGAAACUUAUGAGAAGCUGGAUGGAAAAUUCGUUGAAAAGUGGCCGGCAGAUGUAGAAGGAAUUGUUGGAAAGGAUACAGUACGACUUGGCGCUGACGGACUCGUCAUUCCAGGAACCAUUUUCGGACAAGCCGCAAAGUUCAGAUCUAUUUUAUUGAACUACGAUGUCGAUGGCGUUCUUGGAUUGGGAUUCCCUGCUCUUGCGGCUGGUGGAAUUACUCCUCCAAUGACUCGAGCUAUGGACCUUCAUCUUCUGGAUGAACCUCUGUUCACCGUCCACAUGAAGGCAACCAAUGGUCUCGUCACAUACGGUGCUGUCGACACAGCCCACUGCGGACAGAUACUUGCCUACGAGCCUCUAACUUCGAAAACACACUGGCAGUUUGCGAUCACUUCUGUGAAGUCAGGAAAGUACCAUUCGACUGCGAAGUGGGCCGCCAGAUCGGACACCACGAAUCCUUUCAUAGAAAUACCGGCCCCGGAGGCAGCAGCAAUUGCUGAUGCACAUGGAGCAAAAUUUGAUAACGGCCGUGGCCAUUAUGUUAUCGACUGCCAGGCAGAAGCAUCAAUGGAAUUGAUGAUUGGACAGCGCAAAUACACCAUCGAAGCCAAGAAUUUCGUGGUGUCAGCACCUGACGGCCGCUGUGUGCUGGCGCUCAAACCGUUGAAUACGAUGACCUUCGGCUACGUCAUGUCUCUAGGAGUGCCAUUCCAUCGCCAGUUCUGUACAGUUCAUGACUUCGGACAUGAAAGAAUUGGUUUAGCAGAUUCCUUAUAA